AUGCGGGCCACAUUGAAAAUACCAUCGGUGCGAGUGUGCGCGUUUAUUCGGGCGAGCCCUAACGGCAAGAGAAAAAAGCGUUUGCAGCGACAGAAGCAACAUGGAAUUCUUCAAGCGUUUUCUCCGCGCAGUUGGACUGUUGGAACCAUCCAAGCAGCCCAGGUCUCAGGCAAGUGGUUGAGAAUUUGCAAGUCCGAUAGGACUUUGAGGAGGACGGUAAGGCUUUAUCAACGACGUACGACGAGGGAGAUCAGAGAGGGGAUCUCUGAAUAUAGAGCACAGGAGCAGAGAGUUGGACAACGGAAGAAGACACAUAGUAUGAGAAAGUCAUUACGACUUUCACUUGUACCUAGGUUUGAAGCUAUGGUUGUCUCCAGAUCGCAUAUGCGUGGACCACCGAAGGCUUCGAACAUGCGACCUUCUUUAGAUGUAAGACCAGUUAGAUGUAUGAGAUUAUAGUUCAAUAAAGGUAAUAANAUAAUA
Molecule: messenger RNA, 483 nt
Organism: Ceratina calcarata
Lineage: Eukaryota; Metazoa; Arthropoda; Insecta; Hymenoptera; Apidae
Exons: 3
Coding region: 1-459 (152 amino acids)
Source: RefSeq, a predicted model, not a curated record